GCACACAGGAUGCAACGCGCCUAAAAAACGGAAGAAGAAGAAGAAGCCACGCGGUUUCUUAUUUAGGUGUUUUAAAUUGUCACUGUGUAUAUUACGUAUAAUUUAGCGUUAAAAUGAGUUCUCAAACAGGAAAUGUUUCCCGAUCGCGAGGCCAAAAACACCAGAAUGUAACUGCCUUCAAAAAUGACAAGUACGGUGCAAGCGCACAAAUUAAGAAAGCCAAAUCAAAGGUUCAUGGUGGUCUGUGCCAGCACUGCAAAGAUGUGCUAGAGUGGAAAGUCAAGUACAACAAAUACAAGCCCCUUACACAGCCACGAAAAUGUGUAAAGUGUCUUCAGAAAACAGUGAAGGAUGCCUAUCAUAUCAUAUGCAAGCCAUGUGCACUAAAGCUGGAGCUUUGUGCAAAAUGUGGGAAGAAGGAAGAGAUUGCCAUUCCACUUGACACGAAGGAAGAAGAAGAAGAGGUAGAGGACACCAGCCAGCCAAAUAAAGGAAAGAGACAGAAAAAAAGAGAUGAUGACGAAGAUUUUGAUGACCUGGGCUUUAGCAAUGAUGACUGUGAUAGUGAUUCAGAAGCGGAAGGAAAUUAACAUUAGCAGUCUUCUGUAUGCAUUACCAGCAAACAGCUAAACCUAAGAACAGUGUAUCUAAGGAAAACUGGAGCUGGAUACUGGACAUGUACUCACCUGUUCCCCUGCUGUUAAUUGGGAAAGACUCCCAGGAGGUGUUUUCCUGUUGGCUGUGGUGACUGUUUGUUUCCAUUACUGUGAUCUUGCAGGAACUGACACAGUCGUAUGCCGAAACCCAGUCUUGUUUUUUAAAUCACACAAACAUUUUGAUAGCAUUCAUGUUAUUUGAGAAGCUAUAUGAAUGAAAUAUGUUUCAUAAGUAUUUUUGUAAAUAGAAAAACAGAAAUAGAAAGUACUGAUGAAACAUGUCCAUUGAAUAAACGACCUACAAGCAAGUGCUCUCUGUUUAGAAAAUACUGAAUUACACUGAAUGUUAAAUCUACACCUUCACUGUCCCGUUUUCUGUCCUGCUGACUGAUUUUCAUCUUUUUUAACAUAUAGAUUUAGUUAGAAACGUCCUCUUUGCAUAUAAUAAGUGGCUGCGAAAACAC
Messenger RNA from Sinocyclocheilus rhinocerous, 1120 nucleotides. It is a transcript of the gene cunh9orf85, whose product is annotated as chromosome unknown C9orf85 homolog. Bases 114 to 590 code for a protein of 158 amino acids. NCBI's taxonomy places the organism in Eukaryota, Metazoa, Chordata, Actinopteri, Cypriniformes, Cyprinidae. The transcript has 4 exons. The record is from RefSeq and is a predicted model, not a curated record.